AUGCAGGUGCCUAGUGUUGGGCAGUCCCGGGAUUGGCAGGUUUUUGGAGUGUUUCUGUUGCUCGUGUUCAUGACGGAGAAGAGGGACAUUGCGUACCGUUCUCUUCGCGAAUCGUGUCCCUACUACUUCAACUGGAAUAGCUCAAAGGGCUACGAGAUCCCGGAGAUGCCGCUCGCUGGUAAAAAGUACGAAGGCUUGUUCGAUGGUAACGAGUGCGGUGGGGCUUUGGACUAUAGCCAUUUUCACCAUACGUUCCUCUUCGCUAGCCCCUGCACGAAGAAUUACCACCAUUUCGAGAAGGAUUCGUGCAUCACGGUGUACAUGAACCCAUGGAGCAAGGCUGAGUGCCAGACCUUUGCCGACCAAAUUGAAUUAAAGGACCCGGACGAGUGGCACCACAUAUUCAACCUCGUUGGGGGGGAUCCCCAGACUCGUGUUCUCUUUCUGUUUAGAUUUCGAGACCUUGGUGGACCGCGUCAAGUGCGUCUUCCCGAUGACGACAACAGUAUAGAAGAACUGGCGUGGCGUUUCCAGGCUGGAGAUUUCAGAUUCAACGACAGGAUGAUACACAUUCUGUUCCACUUGAAUCGCAGCAAGGAAUCGCGUGGGCGUCUUUAUUUGAGCCUGCGAGGCUUGGAUCAUGUUCGACUGAGAGGAGAACAGAGCAAGAGAUUCCUCGUGGAAUACCUUACCUCAAAGAAGUUUCGUAUGAGACCACUGGAACAAAUGAAUGCGGCAAUGAUCGAAUUUGGCUCGUACGCUAUUGCCAAAUGUGAACCGACGCUGUGUGUUCCGGCUGCGACGACUUUUCCAGCAAUCGACGCAGUGCUGGUUGUCCCAGCCGAUCGUCGUAUUAUAUACGUCCAAAUGGCAGCAGACAGAGCGCAUCCGAUCCAGUACGAACGCUUGAGCGAACUUUACCAGGGCUUGUCGAGGCGCGAAGAAUUUCGAGGUUAUACGCACUUGCUUCUGUUCAUUGUCUCGGGCGGCAUUUACGAUGGCUUUACCAACCAACCCUACACGAGUACGCCCGAGACGGCGGAAGCUGACAUCGGCGUGACGCAGUAUGUUGGAAAGUUCAUUCCGCAUUAG
Molecule: messenger RNA, 1092 nt
Organism: Phytophthora sojae
Lineage: Eukaryota; Oomycota; Peronosporomycetes; Peronosporales; Peronosporaceae
Exons: 2
Coding region: 1-1092 (363 amino acids)
Source: RefSeq, a predicted model, not a curated record